Messenger RNA from Acanthaster planci (crown-of-thorns starfish), 983 nucleotides. Its product is annotated as short stature homeobox protein 2-like. Gene Ontology annotation, cellular component: nucleus. NCBI's taxonomy places the organism in Eukaryota, Metazoa, Echinodermata, Asteroidea, Valvatida, Acanthasteridae. The record is from RefSeq and is a predicted model, not a curated record. Gene Ontology annotation, molecular function: DNA-binding transcription factor activity, RNA polymerase II-specific; sequence-specific double-stranded DNA binding. Gene Ontology annotation, biological process: regulation of transcription by RNA polymerase II.
CCCCAUGACACUCUUCGGGCCCGGCGAUUCUGAUUUGGCGAGAGAUCGACUGGCACUUUUCAAGAGAGGAACACCACACCUUAGCAAGCCGUCAUCUGCAAAACGGCCCAAGUCGACCACAGAAAAGAAAAAACACGGUAGUAAGUCGCCUUGGGAAGAUGUCAGCAAAGUCAGCGAACCCCAGCAAAUCACUGAGGAUGCCAUUUCCCCUGUUGGCCAUGAAGACGAAGAUGUCGACAUGGACACGGACCCUGACGAGGACCUGGCCCUGCACGAGGAUGCCGACAUCGCGGCGGCCGAACAGGAGGAUCGCGCGGGGGUCCCAUCGCGCCAGCCCCGAGAACCGAAGGAGACGGUGUCCGGUAGUCCCUCCCCGGUCCAAGGUCUCAUGGCCAGCCAUCCCAGCAAGCUGAAGCAGCGCCGGAGCCGGACCAACUUCACCGUGGAGCAGUUGGGGGAGCUUGAGAAACUCUUCGAUGAGACGCAUUACCCAGACGCGUUCAUGAGGGAGGAGUUGAGUCGCAAGCUGGGCCUCUCAGAGGCCAGAGUGCAGGUCUGGUUUCAGAACCGAAGAGCCAAAUGUCGUAAGCAGGAACACCUUGGAGGGAAAGGUACCCCCAUCGGAGCCAGUUCCAAUGUGGACACAUGCCGCGUGGCACCUUACCUCAGCAUGGGAUCACUGCGCAUGCCGUUCGACAGGGUGCAGGAGCAACUGCAGCUGAACUUGACCACGACCGUGACGGCUGCACCGUCAGUACCGCGCCCUCUGCCGUCCAUCUUCACCCACGCCCCGUCGCUGAUGAUGUUCCCACCGCCGGCCUACGCAUUCCCGCUGGCCACGCUGAUGAGCAGCAUGAUACGGCCGGGCGGCGGCUCCAAAACCUCCUCCAUCGCCGACCUAAGGAUGAAAGCGCGCCAACACGCGGCAGCCCUAGGCCUGCAUAGUUUCUUGUCUCAGUGAAUACGCAGAACGAUCGAUCACG